AUGAUGAAAAUUGUGGAGAUUGAUGGAGUCUACGUCGACAAAGAGGAAGCUGAGACUCUCUACAUCUCUGUCGCGCAACGACCUGAAGCCAAACCAAACUGGCUGGAAUACAACUCGAGUGCUCCCCACAACGAGGUAGCUAUGAAGAUCGAUGUAUCCUCAGACCUCAUCCCCUUCGACGACAUCAUCUUGGUGCCACAUGAUCGCCAGGAAAUCUUCAAGAACCCGUCACACCAACUCAAGAUCUACACAGCGCCCAAGGUUCCUACACUAUACACCGAUUUUUCCGCUGGUGAUCUGGCAACCAACUCCGAGGUCUAUGGCGAUCACACCCACUCCGUUGUCCUGGAUCACCUGGAUGUCGUGGAGAUUAUCCUAGAAAAUGAAGACACAGGUAGCCAUCCAUUCCAUACGCACGGUCACAUCUUCCAACUUCUCGAUGGGUAUCCAUCCUACGACGAAAACUUCUACGACUACGCCGAUGGCACCGUCUUCGCGAGCUACAACGACUCAGACCACAAUCCGGGUGUAUGGUUCUUCCAUUGCCAUAUCGACUGGCAUCUCACCCAGGGUCUCGCCAUGGUCCUUGUGGAGGCGCCAUUGAAGAUUCAAAAGCGAGUCUCCAUCCCCGACGACCAUUAUUAG
Molecule: messenger RNA, 645 nt
Organism: Penicillium argentinense
Lineage: Eukaryota; Fungi; Ascomycota; Eurotiomycetes; Eurotiales; Aspergillaceae
Product: ferro-O2-oxidoreductase
Exons: 4
Coding region: 1-645 (214 amino acids)
Biological process (GO): reductive iron assimilation; cellular response to iron ion starvation
Cellular component (GO): high-affinity iron permease complex
Molecular function (GO): copper ion binding; ferroxidase activity
Source: RefSeq, a predicted model, not a curated record